Apaloderma vittatum (bar-tailed trogon) is the source of this 1608-nucleotide messenger RNA. RefSeq names its product vacuolar protein sorting 33 homolog A (S. cerevisiae) (gene VPS33A). The annotation marks the transcript as partial. NCBI's taxonomy places the organism in Eukaryota, Metazoa, Chordata, Aves, Trogoniformes, Trogonidae. Gene Ontology annotation, cellular component: CORVET complex; lysosome. The record is from RefSeq and is a predicted model, not a curated record. Gene Ontology annotation, biological process: intracellular protein transport; vesicle-mediated transport. The transcript has 10 exons.
UGGCCGCGUGCUGCACUCCUGCCUGCGACUCUUCUAGGGAGGACAGAGGCCGCUCUCCACAGAGGGACUUCCACAUCCUCUUUGUGCCGCGCCGCAGCCUGCUCUGUGAGCAGUGGCUGAAGGAGCAGGGUGUGCUGGGGUCCUUCAUCCACCGAGAGCAGUACAGCCUGGACCUGAUACCCUUCGACGGAGACCUGCUCUCCAUGGAAUCCGAGAGUGCGUUCAAGGAAUGUUACCUGGAGAGCGACCAGACGAGUCUAUACCAUGCGGCAAAGGGGCUGAUGACACUGCAGGCUCUCUACGGAACCAUCCCGCAGAUCUUUGGGAAAGGCGAGUGUGCUCGGCAUGUGGCCAAUAUGAUGAUCAGGAUGAAGCGUGAGUUCCCUGGAAGCCAGAAUUCGAUAUUUCCCGUCUUUGAUACCCUCUUGUUGCUGGACCGCAACGUUGAUCUGCUGACACCGUUGGCCACACAGCUGACCUACGAAGGGCUGAUAGAUGAAAUCUACGGAAUUCAGAACACUUAUGUGAAACUCCCUCCUGAGAAGUUUGCCCCAAAGAAGCAGGGUGAGAGUGGAAAAGAUCUCCCGACAGAACCCAAGAAGCUCCAGCUGAACUCUGCUGAAGAGCUGUAUGCUGAGAUCCGAGACAAGAACUUCAAUGCCGUGGGGUCAGUGCUGAGCAAGAAAGCCAAGAUCAUCUCAGCAGCCUUUGAGGAAAGACACCACGCGAAAACCGUUGGCGAGAUUAAGCAGUUUGUCUCCCAGUUGCCACACAUGCAGGCAGCAAGAAGUUCUCUAGCAAACCACACCUCCAUUGCAGAGCUCAUCAAAGACAUCACCACAUCUGAAGAUUUCUUUGAUAAUUUGACAGUGGAACAAGAGUUCAUGUCUGGAAUAGACACAGACAAGGUUAACAAUUAUAUUGAAGACUGCAUAGCUCAAAAACAUCCAUUAAUCAAGAUCUUGCGUCUCGUUUGCUUGCAAUCUGUGUGCAACAGUGGGCUGAAGCAGAAGGUUCUGGACUAUUACAAAAGAGAGAUUCUCCAGACUUAUGGCUAUGAACAUAUAUUGACAUUAAACAACUUGGAAAAAGCUGGGCUCCUAAAACCUCAGACAAGUGGUAGGAAUAACUACCCAACGAUCAGGAAAACCCUGCGCCUAUGGAUGGAUGAUGUUAACGAACAGAACCCCAACGAUAUCUCCUACGUGUACAGUGGCUACGCUCCACUGAGCGUACGCCUGGCACAGCUCCUGGCUCGGCCGGGGUGGCGGAGCAUCGAGGAGGUUCUGAAGAUGCUGCCGGGUCCCCAUUUUGAGGAGAGGCAGCAGUUACCUACCGGCCUUCAGAAAAAGCGUCAACAUGGUGAGAACCGAGUCACUCUGGUGUUCUUCCUGGGAGGUGUAACGUACGCAGAAAUCGCCGCCCUGAGAUUUCUGUCCCAAAUGGAAGAUGGAGGCACAGAGUAUGUCAUUGCCACGACAAAGCUGAUCAAUGGAACAACUUGGAUCAAAUCCUUGAUGGAAAAACUGGAGCCUGCCCCCUUCUAAGGGUCUAGGGCAAGAGACAAUAAAAGCAAAAGGCCCUGUGUGACACAGGCACGUCAGCUUC